CCUGAGAGUAACCAGGCGUCCCCUUGAAGUCCCUGGGGCUUCGCCUUCUUCCUCCCUUCUACCGCGUUUCCUCAGAAGCAAAUCUUCUCCGAGGAGGGAGACGGGAAGGGAAGGCCCAGAGGCUCCAGCGGAGCAGCUCCCCUAUCGCGGGCGGCUGGCUGGCUGAGUCCAGCCAGCGCGCUCCGCCCCGGGGAGGCCGGACCAGGAAGCGUGUGCGGCCGGUGGGGGCUGCUGGAGCGGCGGCCGAGGCCUAAGCGUACAGAGCUUGAAGAGAAAUUGGAAGACCGGGAAGAAGGGAAACAUGCCACAUUGUGGAGGAAUGGAAUUCAUGACUUGUAUUUUGAAGAAGCAGAAAAUGUCAAGAUCAAAAAAUUAGUUGGAAUUUUCACCAACUGUUAAAUUGCCUUUCAAAGUGUACUGUAUUCCAAGGUGGUAACUGUAAUUAUUGCAUGGACUUUGAGGAACAGAUUUUGGAUAUUUGGACACCAUGACAGUCACUCUAGUAUGCGACCCCUCAGAAGCUAUGGAGCUCUCUGCUUCUCAGCGACUGUAUCUUAAGCCAGUAGCGAAACUGACAAUCAGUGUGGUGCUUCCAGAACACACCAGAUCUACCCGGGCAUUCUCAAAGUGGGAAGUGAUGGACAAGCUGAAGAAUAUGAUUUGUCCAGACCAGUUCACCAGUGUUAAGGUUUCAAAGAGCACUAAGGGUUUCAUUCGGUUUGAGGGAGAGGCUGAAACCAAGCGCUUGGUUUGUAGCCUAAAGGAGAAGCUUCAUGGCAAGAUGAUAAAACUGAAUGGUUUUAAAGAUGAUUUGCAAGUGGUUGCGACAGAGACACCUUCUGACUUGCUAACUCCUCAGGAGUUGGAACCCAUUUUGAAUGAUAGAGAAUUGCCGGGAGAAGACUUAGCAGAGCAAAACAAGGAUAGUCCUGAUUGCAUCCAUUUGGAAGGAUUGCCAUGCAAAUGGUUUGCAGUAAAAGGCUCAGAUAGUGAAUCACCAAGUGAAGAUGUCUUGAGAGCAGUAUUUGAAAAUUUUGGGAAGAUCAAGAACAUAGAUAUCCCUAUGCUGGAUCCUUAUAGGGAAGAAAUGGUGGGAGGAAGCAUGAAUAAUUUCACUUUUCGUGGCCUGCGGACAUUUGACGCUUUUGUCCAAUACCAAGAGUCCACAUCUUUUUCAAAAGCUAUGGAGACACUUAAGGGAAUGAAGCUGAUGUUUAAAGGGGAUGAUGGAAAAGCCCUUGCAUGUAACAUCAAGGUGACAUCUGAUACUACCAGUCAUUUCAGUGAGAGUGCUAUAAAUCAGAGAAACCUGGAAAGAUUAACACUGCAAGGACUAGAGCGAGAAAGAAGGAGGGAGGAAAACAGAGGGAAAAAAGGGACGGAAAGAAAAAGACAUGAUGAUGAUGAUGACGAAAAAAAAGUUGGAGACGGAAAGAGGAAAUAUAAGAUCAAGAGACGGGGAAAAAGACAGAUAGAUCGGGAUGAAAAACGGCCAAGGAAGCAACAGAAGGUAACAGCUGCAGAAGAGUUGUGGCCAGAGAAUAUGCCUGAAUGGGAAGAGAGGAAAUACCUUCUAGCUCAGAGAAGAGUGGAGUCUAUCAGGCUGCUUACAGUGCUGUUAAGCCAAAUAAAAAAUUUUGUGCUAUCAUCUGGGCAAAUAGGGGAGCCUCUGCUGGAACUUGAAAACAAAAGGAAGGAUUGCUUCUCUACAUCUCAGAUACAGAAUGCACUCAAAGAGCAGGAAGACUCAUGCUACCUUGGGCAACAAGAGCUGAAUGAUGAGAGAGCAUCCAAGUGUCAAUCAACCCAGCUGAGUAACACCCAUAUUCAGGAGGAGGAGCAGUAUGCUGCAGUUGACUUGCCUGCAUCACCUUGUCCCCUUGGCAGAACUGUUCUGAAUACGCCAGUUGCUAGAGCAGUCACCAGCCACUUGACAGACAAGGAUACAGACUGCUAUCAUGCUUGUGGCUUGUUACAGGUCACAGUUACUCAAGAUUGCGAAGUCGUAAAAUCGCCUAAUAGAGGGGAUUAUCCAGGACCUAACGUGGAAUGCUUCUUGAAAGCCUCCAGUACAGGCCGCUGCAAGAAGCUGAAGGUUUAUGAAACUGAGGAAUUCAUACAUUAUUUACUCAACUACUAUCAAACCCCAAGAUACGCACGAAUCUGUCCAGGGGCCCAAAACCCAAUGGAUAAGUCUUGGUGGCAGAGGGUGGUAUCCUGUAAUGGGAACGACUUCCAAAUUAACCUAAAGAACAAAGAUGGGGAGUGUACGACAGAAGUGAGUUUCAUAUCAAAUGUCCAAGAGAGUGACUCCGGAGGGAGUGAUAAUUGGGAAGUAACAGAUGAGGAACCUGAGGCUAUGCCAAAGACCCAGGCAUGUGCUAGGGAGUUCACCAAAAAACAUCGGACAUGGUGCAGAGAUCUGUCGGAGGAGGCUGGUAAAGGAACACCACAUGAUGAAGUGAAUAGCCCUGUCCUAGUUAGCACAACUCAUGAUAGAAAAUCCCAAGUAGAGAACACUGAAGUGAUGGUUAUGUCAUCACACAAGCCAUUUGGCCGUGUGUAUAAACUGAAGGAUCUACUGGAAGAGAUCAGCAGUGAUUCUGAAUAUUUUAGUGAGGCACUUAAUGAGUCACAAAGCAAAAAGGAAAGAAAGAAUGGUGGCUGCAGAAGUGGCUGCAAGGCGUGGUCUCUUAGCCAGCAAAGGGCAAGAGAAUUGUUGAUUUGUGUCCAAAAUGUGGCUUGUAGCGAUCAAGAUGGCAAAUACAGCAAACGCAGCUUCUGCUCAAACUCUGAGUGCUGUGACUCCACAAAGCACUCCAAGCAAAAGCUGAAGACAACAUUCAAAAGAACCAGUAAUAAAGCAAGGCAUGAAGGAGAAAAAAUCCAAUGGCCAUCUAGCGAAGAGGAGAGAGAAACUGGCAGGAAGAAGAAGAAAAAGAAGAGGAGGUCAUCUGGAAAUUCUUUGCCAGAUGAUGAACAUCAGUUCCUUAAAACAAACCAUUGUGGAGAGCUGGAGUCUCUCAGCAAGAUACAGAGGAAGUAUAGCAAGAUCUUCCACCACAAAAUGAAAUGUAAAACACUUCACGCCAUGGCAGGAGCAGUAAAAGCAAAAGAUUCCAUCCAUUUGGGUCGCUCUCAUUUCCAAGAAGUUCACCAAGAGGCAGGGAAUGCUUUGAACAGUGAAAGGUGGUCUGAAAUCUUCUUCGGUACUGGUUGGUGUUUUGUUCUUUGAGUAAGUGACCUUCUACAGUAUAGCUAUGAGCCCAUAGACAUCAUCAUACUCAGUUAUUGCUUGAAAUUGUAUGAACAUGGAACUGGCAAAAUAAGACAACCAAGAAAUACAAUCUGAAAACAUUCUACUGUGACUUCGUUGGGACUACAUGAGAGCAAACCAUUCUGAGGACUGCAAGCUAGGUGGUCACUUAUUACACUAGACAGCCACAACUGGUAUGAAAUGGUAUUCCAUAAAGAGAGGGAACAGCAACAAAUUCUAGUUUGGGUUUCUGCUUUCACUUUUAAUAUGCUUUAUUUAUUACAUGUCAUGGUAAUUUUCAUGUGAUAAGCUUUUCCUAGCAUACCAUCCAUGUUUGUUAACUUCUGCUCCAAUAAAGUAGUAAUGAACCAA
Rhineura floridana is the source of this 3628-nucleotide messenger RNA. RefSeq names its product A-kinase anchor protein 17B-like. The record is from RefSeq and is a predicted model, not a curated record. NCBI's taxonomy places the organism in Eukaryota, Metazoa, Chordata, Lepidosauria, Squamata, Rhineuridae. Gene Ontology annotation, molecular function: RNA binding. Bases 488 to 3235 code for a protein of 915 amino acids. The transcript is spliced from 7 exons.